Molecule: messenger RNA, 1964 nt
Organism: Pocillopora verrucosa
Lineage: Eukaryota; Metazoa; Cnidaria; Anthozoa; Scleractinia; Pocilloporidae
Source: RefSeq, a predicted model, not a curated record
UUCUGACGGACCCCUGGAACAACAAAAAUCGUUACUUGACUAUUUUCUUGGAAAUGUUAGGAAAGAAUGAAAAGUUCGGCGUCGUUAUUGCUGUUUCAAAGGCUUACGAUAGCGCAACCAGCUUUGUGUACGCUAGGGAGGUCGAUGGAAAUGAAUUUGGCGGUUCCGGCAAACCAUUUCAGUUAUCAAGAAGGUCAAACGACUUUUCAAAACAUGAGUGGGACAACGACAUCCUAACAGAUGAAAAGAUUGGCCUUGGAACAAUCCUGAAAUAUGAACAAUUAGGGGAAGAAUAUCUCUACACGGAAAACACAAAAUUUCGGCCGCAGGAUAUUGAUAAAAUUCAGAUGGACCUUAACUAUGGUGAAGGCGUUUUUAAAGGUAUUAAAGAUGCUCUUCCAGAAGCUAAAAUUUCAUCAACAAAAGGUAUUUACCAGGACAUUGGACCACCAAGGCUUCCAAUUUUCCUCGUCAGCUUUACAUCUGGUGAGAUAAAAAAUGAGAGAAUUUCUUUCAAGACAAAACUUGGGGAAAGUAUAAACCUGAGGUUGAAUUGUAGGGAGAAUCUUUUGUUGUCCCCUUAUCCUGUUAAACUAGAAGUGAGAGAUGUGAAAGGUGACUGUGAUGUUGGUGAUGUAGCUCUCAUCAAAAUGGGAGGCUUGGAAAGUAGUCUAAGGAACCCUACACACCAUGCUGUUUGUGAAGGCCUGAUCAUUAGGUACAAACCAAAAGUAAUUUCAGUUGAUGAGGAGCCAGUGAAGAUUAGGGAUGUGAAUGGAGAGUUGCAUCAGUUAGUAUCUGGAAGUGUCAAGUUUGACAGUGGGAAUGAUGUUGCUACAGCAAUAUCUAAAGAACUUGUAAAUGAUUUGGGCCUUGAGCCCAAUCCCCGUAAGAAGAGAAAUGUGACUUUGGCAGGAGGGUUGAAAAUGUCAUGUGGUUUGAUUGAAAUUAGUAUUGUUGUCAGAGGAUAUGAAUUUUGUGUUAAAGCAUUAGUUGGUGCUGUUGGCCCAGACACUGACCUAUUAGUGGGUAUGGAUGUAAUACAACGUUUAGCUGAAGAAAAGUUUACUCUAGGAACACCUUAAGGUAAAAAUAUGAUGUAGGGAAAGUAAGUGGUUUUAAAAAUAUGCAAGAUUUUAAUUUAUUUUUAACUUGGUUAUGUUUCCUUGUUUCUAUUCUUUUAAAUGGAAGCAAAAUAUUGUGAAAGGAAACAGUUUUAUUGUUUAAAAGUUUUUGGUAGAGGUUGUCUUUCUUAUUGUUGUCAUUUUCAACUAACUACUAGCUAAUUGUUUGAAGUCUGUAUUUUUUUACUCUUAAACUGUUUUAUUAUGAUUGCUAGAAAGCAUUUUAAGGUACAGAUUGAUGACCCCACACUUCUUAAAAUGGACUUCUAUGCAAUAUGAACACUUAGGAAAAAAAUAAAGCAAACCAGAAUUUCAGUAAUGACUCACCAAAAUAAAUUGUAUUUAUAUACAAUGCUAUCAAAGUAUGUAUCUACCCCCUUAGGUUCAGUGUUAAUUAAUAGUUACAGCCUGUUUGGCUCUAAUUGUAUGAUACUGAAAGUAUCAGUAGCUGUCUUGCCCCAGGUAUCCAUUAUGCAAUUUAAGUUAUGAGUCCCAAGACUAAGAAGAGCCAUCUAAUGGCUCUAAAUUAUAUUGAUUGAAUUUUUUUUUAUGUACUUGAGUUGCAGUUUUUGUUUGUGAUUUUACUUUGUUUGUCUAGCAACAAAUAACAGCUGAAAUAGAGUUGAUGACUGCACUGCAUAGGUAUUGUAAUAGAAUUAGUGAUUUAGCUUAAAGCCUUAUAAUAAAUCCAAUGACUGUAAAUCAUUUGUUAUUUUAAAUACCACUGUGCAUUGUGGUAUCAAAUAGAUUUUAUACUCCUUGCCAAGCAUAAUGGUUUCCUGUGGUCAAUGAAUUAUGUUGUGGUGGGAGAAGUUACAUGGUACAAUGUUGUACUUCUCA